Molecule: messenger RNA, 3840 nt
Organism: Puccinia triticina
Lineage: Eukaryota; Fungi; Basidiomycota; Pucciniomycetes; Pucciniales; Pucciniaceae
Exons: 11
Coding region: 1-3840 (1279 amino acids)
Cellular component (GO): trans-Golgi network
Source: RefSeq, a predicted model, not a curated record
AUGUCAGGGUUUUGUCUCUUCAAGCAGUUCUCCACCUUCCCCCUCUCCGAACUCAGCUCAGCAACCAACCCAACCCAGUCCCCCCCGCACUCCCCCUCACUCAACCCAUCCAGCCAUCCUCAGCCUCAGCUGCUGCUCAACUUCAACUCCACCUACUUCUUCUCCCCCUCCUCGAUCUACCACAAGUUCCUCCACACCUUUCAGCCACACCGGAAGCCAUUCGGAAUCAUCGGAAUCCUCUUGCUGGCCACUCAUCAUCCCAGAACGCCAGUCGGGAGAUGCUUUGGUUUCUAUCCAACCGACAACCAGCGCGAUAACGUCGAAGGAUUGGUCCUCAUACCUCAUGUUGGCGAUCAAAAGUUUUAUCUCCAACGCCUGAUUACCGAAUUCGCCUCCGAUCUCAUCCGAUCUUUUGAACAUCUCUCAGCUGUUCUCCAAUCGACCUCAAGUUUAGAAACUCCAAGACAAUCCUAUAAUUCAGCUCUGUUUGAUUCGAUCCCAAUCUUACCACCUCUGCAUUUGAUCCCAAAUCCAGCACUACCCACUCCACCCGAUCAAGCCCCAGCUGGCAUGUCUCAAUCCCAAGCAUCAUCCUCAAAAUUGGCUGCCCCCAAGGCUCGUCAACCGAUGGCGUACAUGCUGAGCGACUUGAAGCUUUCAUCUGAACCAGUUCCUGCUCGUGGUACGCGCCCAGAGGAGCCCACUCAAUCUACCUCGGUCCCCCCUGCAGUCAACAAUCGACUAUUAAAUAGCGAGAACCGGAGUCCUGCCUCAUUCUCUCCUCCUCCAAUCGACUCACGAGUCCGUAAAAAGCAUAUCGGUCGGAUCAGAAAGGUAGAAGCUGAUCUAGAACUUCUGGCUGCAAAACCAAUCAAUGCGCUCAAGAUCUAUAACGAAGCCAUCGGUCAUCUCAAAUCAGCCAGCGACUAUGUAUGGUGGGCUGCAGCACUCGAAGGACUGGCAGUCGCCAAGAUGCUUUCAUUACUUGCUGGUCUGGUGAUCGAAAAUGGCGUACAAGAAAUUCUAGACGACUUGGAACUAGCCAUUGAAACGUAUUCCAAAGCCCUCUCAAGAUCAUUUGAUGGGACGUUGAUCCAUGGAAAUCCAGAAUCUGUCGAGCCUUUGGUAUUCGUGGAAUCAGUCAUACGACUCUUGGAUUUCAAACUUGAGCUGAUUGAGCUACGAGAAUCGCCAGUUGAACGUACAGAUGGGGAGCUAUUGCGAAUGCUUUUGGGGAACCAUCUCGCCCCGCGUCGCAAAGCCGACCAUCUCAAGCCGUCCUCUCUGGAAGUCCGUUUAGACAUCAACCGAAUCGGAUCCCUGGUGGAAUUGGCCGUUGAUGGAUUACGCUAUGCAGAGGACCGAAUUCGCGCGCUAAGCAAAUUAGUAGGCGUGUUUGAGACGAUCGGCUUUAUGAGGAAGGCAACCUGGUUCAAACGGGAAUUGGUCGGUGUAGUUGUGGAACAGAUCGGCAAAUUUCGUGGAUCAAUCCCACUACCGGGUCGCCAGGAGCUGGUCAAGCUGGUUGAGGAAGUGUGCAGGUCGUUUCGGGUUCCUAUCGACAAGCUGGGUCAUCAACCUGUCGUGAUUGAUCAUCGCAUCGGCGGGAUUGAUCAAGCUCAAGCAGGAUGGAAAGAGCUUCAGCUUGGAAUCUUGAUGGACGCAGUGAUAGCUUGCAGUCAAUUGGAUGAAAACUUCAGCGAAUUGAAGUUUCGACUGAAGCUGAACGAGUUCCUUGAUCAUCAGGGAUUACAUGACCUUGAGAUCAAAGAUGAUGAUAGAAGGAUAAAUUGGUUGUUCAAGUCUCUCUCCCAUCCAUCGCUAGACUAUUGGGGGCCAAGGGAGAUCAUCCUGACGCUGGAGCUUGUUCCAUUGUCCAAUCGGCACGCACUCACGCCGUAUCACAAACGCCCGCUCGUACAGACAGAUUCUCACGCCGGGACAGCCCAGAUACCAUUGCCAACGUUUUAUUACAACCACAAUCGCACACCCACCGGCAUGGGGAAAGACAAGGCGCUUCCUUUAAAGAUGGUUCAAGAUGAACCGAUCAAUGUCUUGGUCACUUUACAGAACCCCAUGUCAAUCGACCUGGAAAUAUUGAUGAUUAGUUUAAGUACGAUUGGAAUACCGUUUGAAGCAGUGAAAACGCAGACUGUGGUCAAGUCCCGCACGGUAAAGACGGUGGCAUUGUCCGGGGUUCCGUUGUCGAGUGGGACUUUAAAGAUCAAAGGAUGCCAUGUGCAGUUGAUCGGGUGCGACGAGCCUCAAGAGUUCAUACUACCGGUUGGAAAGCCGAAAUGGAACAGAAAAGACGAAGACGAAUUACUGAGCUGUGAAGUGGUUGACGGCUUGCCGUUUUUGAGGAUCGUCAGUGGCUGCGAGGAACUGGCUGGGGGUGGUGGGGUGAUGGUCUAUGAUGGCGAGGUGGUAACGAUCGAAAUCAAGGUCAUGAAUAGCUCUAAAGUGAGGGCGGAUUGGGUCGAUGUGGCCGUGCAAGAUAGUUUGAGUGACCAGAUGAAGAAGUUACUAGACGACCCACAAAGUAAUCACCACACAAUCUAUGAGCGAUACCAACUGGAAUAUGAACUCGUGCACCGGCCAGUGCUGAGUGUCACAUGGACCGAGUCGAUCGAUCCUCUUGAGACGGGCUGGGUCAGAUUGAAGUGUUUGGGUAAGGCUGGCUGCCGGUCAGUGGGCGUGAGGAUCGAGUACGAUGUGGAUGGUGGAUUAAAUCUGAAAAGACAUCUCGAAUGGAGUAUUGGCUUGUCUGUUCAGAAAUCUCUCAACAUUGUUGGAUUCGAAAGCUUGCCUGGUGGUAUGCUUGUCAUCAAAGUCCAAAAUUCGGCUCAAGGCGGACAGGUGUUCGAGGUGGAAGCUAAAGGUGGCAAAGACGACUCCCAAUCAUUUAUCAAAAAUAGCCAGAAACAAGUUAUCCAACCCGGCUCAACUCACGCGUUUUUGAUCGAGAUCGAACCGGUCCAAGUCACUCAACUCGAUUCUGAAAAAUCGAUCCCUUGCUUGAUUGAUCGUCAAUUUGUUGUCGCCCAUCACAAAUACAACAAAAACGUCAAUGACACUGUCGAUGAUGGUGGUGUGAAUGGACCAGCUCAUAAGGAUCGCAAUCAUAGGCGCUUAUCAAAGGAGAAGGUGGCGCAUGCGGAGCUGUUAAAGUUUUGGAUCAAGGAUCGACUUCUGAAUACUAUCAAGAUGGAGUGGCGCGAAGUUGGAACAAACAAGACGGGCGAAAUCAGUUUAAGAGGAGUCCAAGUCGAUCAACAGAUGGUCGCCAAUUUGAGGGCUCAUGAGGUUUCCGUUCAAUUGAGUGUUCUCAGUGAAGAUCUUGGUCACAGCAAUGAGGAUCAGCUCGAUCACCCUGCUCGAUCUUCCCUGAGACCUGAAGCUUCACUCGAAACCGAUCGGUUUUAUUCGGUCUUUAUCAAGAUCAAAAACCAAUCAGGGAUGAAGAGGAAAGUCGAUUGUUUGGUGAAAGUGAUGCGAUUAGACGGGACGAUCAUCGAGUCUACAAGCCAUACAACAGGUGAUGAAAGCGAGUCGCCGAUCUAUCUGAUUGAGGGUGUCGCUCAGGACCAGGACCGCCACGACGAUCCUCUUCCUGCUCCCCCUCCUCAUCAUCAGGACAACUAUGGAGGGUCGAGGACAGUGAUGUUGGGCGAAAAUGACGCGAAUGAUGAUGGACACCUUCUGGUCGAGAUGAAGAUGUGCUUCUUGACGCGCGGCGCGUUCUUGCUUCAGGCCGUGGCACUUGACGCGUUCUCUCCUGGUCAUCAUCGCGACUAUCCUCUUGGGACCUCUGAUACCAUCCAUUUAGUUAUCUCUUAA